CCAGCGAACUUUGAAGAAGCACUUGUCUUGUCGAUGACCGCAUAUAUUGCCAGUCCACUGGUCCUCCAAAAACUUUCGCGGAGACGGUGGCGCAAACAGCGACUGGCCAAAAUGAUUGUAUAGAUGAUCUGACGACCGAGACCCAGGAUAGCGUGACGAGAGCGCAGAGCAUCUCGAGCUCUGGUCCAGAGUCGAGACUGUUGACGCCCAUCUACUGUUCGACCAGCUGAGCAGGUCAAGGUCAGUCUGUCAUCAUGAGCAUAUAGAAGCGAUCAAUCUUGCUGACCGUCGCAUAUGCACAUGGCGACAGUCAGCCCAAACGCAAGGCAAGAGUCGCCCGUCAUCAGACGAGGCUGGAUCUCCAUCCUCCUGCCGGCACCGACCUCACUCUUCGGUCUUGCCGCUUGCCGACAGAGCUUGAACGCCAAGCGACGCCUCGUCACUCGACCGGCACCUCCCCCGCCUGUGGCCAGCAGCACGCCUGAACAGACGAUCAGCGAGCAGCGAGCGAUCCGCAAGAGAAUCGCGCUCGCCAACAGAGCCGUGCCUGCCAACUUUAUCGAGUUGUAUCAGCGUCAACUCAAACGCGCUCAAGCUAGACUGCUGCUGCAAGAGGGCAACGCCGUCAUGGGACUGCAACCGAAUGCGAGAUCCGCUCACCUUGCGCAGCAACGCGCACGCGACAUUGCCAAAUUUGGUGACAGCAUCUUCUAUUCUGCUCGCUACUCGGAUGAUGAGUACGAGUAUCGCCACGUCAUACUGCCCAAAGAGCUGGCAAAGUAUCUGCCACUCGACAGGUUAGCAGAAGAGAACGAAUGGCGCGGAUUGGGCAUAAGACAGAGUCCGGGAUGGUUCCACUACCUACGACACGCACCCGAGCCUCACAUCAUGCUUUUCAAAAGGCAGCUCGACUGAUUUCCCUCACGCUUCACGCAUCACGACGCUAUGCAUUGUAGAUCACUGCCCAUCCGUGCUGUUGUACGGCCUGCUUGCAGAUGUUACGCGUAUAC
Molecule: messenger RNA, 1010 nt
Organism: Mixia osmundae IAM 14324
Lineage: Eukaryota; Fungi; Basidiomycota; Mixiomycetes; Mixiales; Mixiaceae
Exons: 2
Coding region: 301-915 (204 amino acids)
Biological process (GO): regulation of mitotic cell cycle
Cellular component (GO): SCF ubiquitin ligase complex; cyclin-dependent protein kinase holoenzyme complex
Molecular function (GO): protein kinase binding; cyclin-dependent protein serine/threonine kinase activator activity; histone binding
Source: RefSeq, a predicted model, not a curated record